AUGAUCUUGGAUCGACGUCAAGCGAUUGUUACAAGUUCCAUUUUUCUGCCGCCUUUCGCGAAAGGUGUCCUCGGGAAUCUAGCCAUCAGCAACUGCUCAGAUCUGAUAUGCAACUAUACACCAGUUUCAUUUCGUGAAGAUAUCAAAUUAGAAGAUCUCUUCUUAUACCGUGGAAACACUAUUCCUCUCGAUGAUGUUGCUCAGGUGGUUGACCCAGAGCCAGAUUUAUUGAUGGAAGGAACCUAUGAUGAUCCUUUAGCACUGAAGUACUUUGAGUGUCUAGAAAAAGUGCUCUGCGCUUUUCCUGUCAGACCAUCGACGGGUCACAUCGCCACCUCCAAUCAACAGGAAGCUGGUAAAUGGGGGCAGACAGUCUCUGUUUGGCCGCUUGGUUCCAGCUGGGCCUACGUUUGGCCAGAAGACAAUGAAAUAUUCUUUCCCACCAAAUGCAAGGAUCAAUGCGAUGACUCUGAGCUUGCACUGAAUCAACGUCUACCUGAUGCAUUGCAUCGAAAUCGUGAAGUGCUGUUCACUAGCUGGUUUGAUGACCAACAGGCAGUUUCUUUGCCGAAGAAUUUCAAAUCUUUAAGGUCCGCAUUCCUCAUCAUUCCAUCAAGAUUCGAUGCACAAUUGAAAGUUGAGCUACAGAAACGAAAUUAUGGACUGAGUUAA
Cylindrotheca closterium is the source of this 672-nucleotide messenger RNA. Lineage: Eukaryota; Bacillariophyta; Bacillariophyceae; Bacillariales; Bacillariaceae. The record is from the annotation of a GenBank genome assembly.